AUGCAUUUUACGUACCAUUUCAUCACGGCUCUGAGCGCAGCCGCUGCUGCUUCAGCUAGUGUCGUACGACUCGAUGUUCGGCAAAAUAACAACCUCAACGCCGCCAUGGUUGCCAAAGGCAAACAAUACAUUGGCACUUCCUUGACCAUCCGGAAUGAUAAUUCAGAGACCAACAUCAUUAAAUCCGAGUUCGGAUCUAUCACACCCGAGAACUCGAUGAAGUGGGAUGCGACCGAGCCAAAUCGUGGACAGUUUUCAUUUGGGGGUGCUGACCAGGUCGCCAACUUCGCAAAGCAGAACAACAAGCAAAUGAGAUGCCACACGCUCGUCUGGUAUAGCCAGCUGCCGAACUGGGUUUCAAAUAGUAACUUCAACAAUGCCACGCUGAUCUCAGUCAUGACCAAUCAUAUUAAUACUGUGAUGGGUCGAUACAAGGGGCAAUGCACCCACUGGGAUGUUGUCAACGAAGCUUUGAACGAGGAUGGUACAUACCGUGAUAAUGUCUUCUUACGCGUGAUUGGCGAAGCAUACAUCCCUAUCGCCUUCAGGCUUGCUGCAGCGGCAGAUCCGACGGCUAAGCUUUACUACAAUGACUACAACCUAGAGUACGGGGAGGCUAAGGCCCUGGGAGCAGUGCGAAUUGUCAAGCUCGUACAAUCGUAUGGCGUCAAGAUCGACGGCGUUGGUCUGCAAGGCCAUCUUGUCGUUGAGUCUACUGGUACUCAGUCUACGCCGACCCCUGCGCAAGAUGUUUUAGAGAAGACCCUUCGUCUGUACACCGACCUCAACGUCGAUGUUGCCUACACUGAGGUUGAUAUCCGUAUGAACACCCCAGCGACGGCGGCAAAGUCCCAGGCUCAGUCAGCCGCCUAUGGACGUGUCGUCGGUUCGUGCAUGAAUGUCCCGAGAUGUGUGGGUAUCACUAUAUGGGGUAUCUCGGACAAGUAUAGCUGGGUACCUCAAACUUUCAGUGGCGAAGGAUCCGCCCUUCUCUGGGAUAACAACUACUCUAAGAAACCAGCAUACACUGGAUUUCUCAAUGCCAUCAAUGCUGCGAAUAGCACGUCAAGUGCCUAA
Molecule: messenger RNA, 1077 nt
Organism: Phaeoacremonium minimum UCRPA7
Lineage: Eukaryota; Fungi; Ascomycota; Sordariomycetes; Togniniales; Togniniaceae
Product: putative endo- -beta-xylanase precursor protein
Exons: 4
Coding region: 1-1077 (358 amino acids)
Biological process (GO): carbohydrate metabolic process
Molecular function (GO): hydrolase activity, hydrolyzing O-glycosyl compounds
Source: RefSeq, a predicted model, not a curated record